Molecule: messenger RNA, 683 nt
Organism: Paramuricea clavata
Lineage: Eukaryota; Metazoa; Cnidaria; Anthozoa; Malacalcyonacea; Plexauridae
Source: the annotation of a GenBank genome assembly
AUGAAAAAAACUCGUGUAAAAUACGAAAAAGAACGAAAUCUAGUCGGACAAGUAGCAGUGAAUCCACGUAUUCGGCUAAGUACGGCGACAGAGAAUCUUCAAAAGAAAAAUCAAGGCGUCCCAAGCCCAGUAAAACUCCAAAUGAUUUGUACAGCUAUGCGUCGAACAGCAAAUCUCACCGGCCAAGGAGCAAAACCCGUAGCAGACAUAAUAGAAAAUAUAGCAGCGAGUCAACGGAUUCAUCAAAUGAUGGUCGGGAGGCAACAAGGAAGAAAAAAAGACAGCGCUCACACAACUCAAAGAGAUUUCGUUCUCGUGACACCAGACGCUCUCGAAGUAAACUGAACAGGCGUUCUCGAAGUAAAAACCGACGCUCUAGAAGUAAAACCCAUUCUAGAACUCGUGGUGAAUCACAGAUGAAACGCCGCUAUAAAAAUAGACAUAGAUCGUAUUCCAGGGGACAGAGAAAUAAGAAAAACCAAAAUAGCGCUCGUUAUUCCAGCGAUUCAGCAACAGAUACUUCGUUCAGCGCAGACACCAGGCAUUCAAGCGCUCUCGUGAUCAAGACGAACCAUCGGGAAACACAACAAAGCGUAUUGAGGUGCGAAACUCACCGCAGCUGGAAUUGGUUCAAAAUAAAACUAAAGAUUUAUUGGAAGACAACAUGGCAGAAAAUGAGAAAC